Acanthoscelides obtectus is the source of this 1239-nucleotide messenger RNA. The record is from the annotation of a GenBank genome assembly. NCBI's taxonomy places the organism in Eukaryota, Metazoa, Arthropoda, Insecta, Coleoptera, Chrysomelidae.
ACUUAUCAGAAUAAAGUGGGCGCUUCUAAACCAGCACUCGCUCCCAGAAGGGCACAAAAAGGAGGAGGGGGACAAACCCGAGCUGUCUAUACAGAAACCUCAAGAUCAUCAGGGUCUUUAAACUCUCGCCCCCCGACUCACCGAUUGGGGGUAGUGAGUCACGAGAGGGGCCCCUCAUCCAGAUUUCACAAAAACACCUAUUGGAAUAAACCACAAGAGAAGAGGAGACGACAUUAGAAUUGCCAAAAGAAACAUCCAUUAUCGGAAAACCUUAUCCUGGUGGCGACCAGAUUGUCAGGCAAGCUUUUCAACGAAAAGGGAUUCCUCCGGAGGCUGUAGACACCAUGAUGAACUCCUUGAGUGACAAUACGAUUUCUCAAUACAACUGUAGCCUAAGACUUUGGUGGGAAUUUUGUCAACUGAGGGACAUAUCCCCUUUUAAAUACGACGUACCCAAUAUCAUUUCAUUCCUACAGCAGGUUAUGAACACAUCAAAAUACUUAUAGUUCCUUCAAUUCCCAUAGGGCGGCUCUUUCCCUUAUCACUUCUAGCGAUUUAGGGACAAAUACAGAGGUAAAACGAUUUAUGAAAGGAAUUUUUCGAACUAGACCGCCUAGGCCUAGAUAUAAUUUUACAUGGAAUCCUCAAGAUGUUCUUAAGUUUUUAAAUAAACCGCCCGAUAAAGAUCUAAGAUCCGUAUCCUGUAAAUUAGUUGCUCUCUUAGUGUUAGCUACCGGACAGAGAAUCCAGACUGUUGCUCUUAUUAGAUGUCCUAAUAUUAAAUUUUCUACCUCAGGGGCAGACAUCCAAAUCCCCGAUUUUGUGAAAACUUCAGGGCCUAAAACACUUCAACCUAAGUUGUCAUUGCCAUAUUUUCAUGAAUGUCCUAACUUGUGUGUUGCUUCUUGCCUACAUCAGUACCUGGAACUAACUAAACCACUCCGCCCUGCCGAUUGUGAUAAGCUAUUUCUCACCUUCAAUAAACCACAUGGCCCAGCUACUAAGCAAACCUUGAGUCGCUGGGUAAAAAAUACAACUUCAUGUGCGCUAAGACAAGGGGUGCAUAUAGAUGCAAUACGCAGAUCAGCUGGUUGGAGCCAGGACUUUCAAACCUUUGCAAGGUUUUACAAUAGACCUCUAGUAGAGAAAGACAAUUAUUUAACAUCUGUCUUGAAUCUAUUAUCAUCAGAAACAUAGAGGAUAUACUUACGGUUAUUUGAAUUUGUUUAACGUUUGUAU